Messenger RNA from Aspergillus chevalieri, 2715 nucleotides. RefSeq names its product regulator of nonsense transcripts 2. Gene Ontology annotation, cellular component: exon-exon junction complex; cytoplasm. Lineage: Eukaryota; Fungi; Ascomycota; Eurotiomycetes; Eurotiales; Aspergillaceae. Gene Ontology annotation, molecular function: protein binding; RNA binding. Bases 1 to 2715 code for a protein of 904 amino acids. The record is from RefSeq and is a predicted model, not a curated record. Gene Ontology annotation, biological process: nuclear-transcribed mRNA catabolic process, nonsense-mediated decay. The transcript has 8 exons.
AUGGAACGUCAACGAAAGCGAGAGCUUCGCACCUUGAAUGAACGAGCUUGGGCUGGGGAGAGUGAUAUCUUCUCAGUUAGCAAAUCGCUCGAUUCGGCAUUGAAGAAAAACACCGCAUUUAUCAAACGUCUUCGUACCGGUAUCAGUGCUUCCGCCCAGCAGACCUUCCUCGCCGAUAUUCGCAUGCUGUCGCUGCAUAAAUACCUUUCCGAAAUAAUCUCCGCUUGCUACGAGGGUCUUUGCAAACUCAAGUCCCCCGGUGAGAUCGCCGUUGGCGUCGAGAUCGCGAGCGCACUGCACCAGCGAUUCGGACCUGCUGAGUUCACCAGGCAACUCGGAUGGCUAUUGGGUCGAGGAUUGAGCACACCAGACAAGUCUCAGUUGAAAGCACUCGCUCCGGAGCUACGCGAGAAGGAAGAGAAGGAGCGCCUCUCCCGGCACCGUGUCUUACUGCGCGUCGUCACUGAACUUUGGCUUGUGGGAAUGCUACGGACUUUGGAUGACAUCGAACGGCCGGAGGAUCUGGGGGCCAAGAAUAAAGAUGGCGUGGUUGGCAAGACACCUGAUACCGUGGCUCGAGGAAAACCGUCUGCGGACAAAGAAACUGAGCCUUUCCCGCUAGAAGUGUUGAAGGAUCUCCUGGGCCAUGACCGUCAGCAUGCAAAUUUGCCUCUUGCAGUCCUGUUUGUUAAGAGCUUUGGAUGGGACAUUCUAGGUGUGAAGGGUGUUGAAGAAGGUAGAAAGACGGUUGAGGCAGAUGGGGCUACGACAGCGGAGGCCACAGAGUCCAAGCAGAAUGGCACAGAUGUGAGCAAUGAGAACGAUGUUCCGCUUACCCCGGAGAAAACACAAAACCGCUUCAAGGCUAUCCUCAACCGCUAUCUGGAGGACGUCAAAGCACACGUUGUUCGUGACCAGAGAGCAUUGGCUGCGCAGAGUCGCCGGAACGCUGAAGCCUAUGUGAAGAGUGGUGAAAUUUUUGAAGACCGUCAAGCCACUUUCGACAAACAGUCUAAGAAUCUGGAAAAGCUGGUCUCCAACACGCAGGUUCUGUGUGAGGCUCUUGGUGUGGAGAUGCCCCCCUUGGCUGAACAGGAAACUGCUGAUCAAGCGUCAAGUGGUGGCAUUGGCCUCGUGAAGACCGCGGAGUAUUUGCGUGGCCAAGGUGAAGGAGCAGGAAUCUGGGAAGAUGAGGAAGAGCGGCGUUUCUACGAAAAUUUGGUUGACCUCAAAGGACAACAAGAGCGGAUGAUAAUUGAGAAUGCCAUUUACUACGUUGAUCCUCCGGAGCGACCUGCCAUCCAGCAGAAGGAGCGCACGCCUAUCGAGUCGUACAUUCGACGACUGAUCUACAUGGAUAUGAACAAGCGCAAUUACACUAGGAUCUUGAAGUCAAUUCGUAAGCUUCACUGGGAGGAACAAGAUGUUGUCAAUAUCCUGGAACGUAUCUUCAGCAAACCAGUCAAGGUUAGAUACGGCAACAUCCACCUUCUGACAAUACUCGUCAGCGCUCUGUAUAGAUAUCACCAGGACUUUGUCAUUGGCAUCGUGGACAAUAUCCUGGAGUAUAUCACCCUGGGACUCGAGCAGAAUGAGUUCAAGUUUAACCAAAAGCGCAUUGCUGAGGUUAAAUAUUUGGGAGAGCUGUACAACUACAAGAUGAUCGAUUCGCCUGUGGUAUUUGAUACCUUGUAUCGGAUCGUCACUUAUGGUCAUGAGGGCGGCACUCCCAUCCCUGGGAAGAUCAAUCCUCUUGAUUUGCCGGACGAUUUCUUCCGUAUCCGUUUGGUCUGCACUAUACUGGAUACCUGCGGCCACUGCUUUGAUCGUGGGUCUGCGAAGAAAAAGUUGGACUUUUUCCUCACGUUCUUUCAGUAUUACAUCUUUACGAAAGAGCCCCUGCCAAUGGAUGUCGAUUUUCUUGUUCACGACACCUACUCUGUGACGCGUCCUCAAUGGAAGCUCGCUGGCGACCUGCAAGAAGCGACGAUCAUAUUUAGCGAAGCAGUUGCGCAGAACUACAAGACGCAAGAUGCCGGAAAGCAUAUGGAGCCCGAGCCUGAGGAAGAGGAUGCGGAGAGCAGCUCAUCCGAUGAGGGUUUAGAGGAAGACGCCAUGCCGGAAGUGGACGAUGAACAAGAGUCCAGUGACGAAGCUGAGGCUGAGGCAUCUGGUCCGAAUGCAGAGCAAAACGGCGACAGCGAAUCCGAAGACGAGGUCUUCGUUGGACGCCAGGAAGAGGAACGAGAUCCACAAGCGGAGGCUGAAUUCGACAGGGAGCUCGAGAAGAUGAUGGCGGAUAGCGUUGACUCGCGCAGGUUCGAGCGGAAGGCUGUUUUCGAUGUUCCAUUGCCGAUGAAACGGUCUGGGCGGGAUGCCAGUGGUGCGGAGAGCACUGAGAGCUCUCAGGGUCAGGCAAAUACCAUGGCCUUUUCCUUGAUGACGAAGAAAGGAAACAAGCAGCAGACGCGUACUAUCGACCUGCCAUCUGAUUCCAGCUUUGCCCUUGCAAUGAAGAGCCAGCAACAAGCGGAUCGUGAGGAACAGCAGCGGAUUAAGAACUUGGUUCUCAACUACGAGAAGUCGAAUGAAACCGAGAACACUGAUGUUUCCGAGAAGCGUACACCUCCCCGAGACACCAGAAUCGACAAGUCUGCUGCCAACCGCACUGCAUUCCGCUCACGGAAGCUCCAAUUGAGUGAUGUCAACUGGUAA